Molecule: messenger RNA, 400 nt
Organism: Calidris pugnax (ruff)
Lineage: Eukaryota; Metazoa; Chordata; Aves; Charadriiformes; Scolopacidae
Product: microfibril-associated glycoprotein 4-like
Exons: 1
Coding region: 68-394 (108 amino acids)
Biological process (GO): elastic fiber assembly
Source: RefSeq, a predicted model, not a curated record
AGGUCAUGAUGGGGGGCCACCAGGUCAAUAGAGGUCAUGAUGGGGCCCCACCAAGUCAACAGAGGUCAUGACGGGGGGCCACCAGCCCAUGGUGGCUGCCCAUCCCCACGUGUGCGUGUCCCCCCCCAACUUCCCAUCUUCUCCAGGUGACUCCUUGAGCUACCACAACGGGCAAAAAUUCUCCACCUUCGACCGGGACCAGGACCUCUACGUCCAAAACUGCGCCGCCUUGUCCUCGGGGGCCUGGUGGUUCAAGAGCGGCCACUUCUCCAACCUCAACGGCUUCUACUUGGGGGGCGCCCACCUCUCCUACGCCAACGGCAUCAACUGGGCCCAGUGGAAGGGCUUCUACUACUCCCUCAAGAAGAGCGAGAUGAAGAUCCGGAGGCUGUGAGGGGGC